This is a messenger RNA of Paramacrobiotus metropolitanus, 738 nucleotides long. Its product is annotated as protein transport protein Sec61 subunit beta-like. NCBI's taxonomy places the organism in Eukaryota, Metazoa, Tardigrada, Eutardigrada, Parachela, Macrobiotidae. The record is from RefSeq and is a predicted model, not a curated record. Bases 244 to 543 code for a protein of 99 amino acids. Gene Ontology annotation, cellular component: Sec61 translocon complex. Gene Ontology annotation, biological process: intracellular protein transport. The transcript has 5 exons.
UGUCUUUAAGACCAGCGUUUACGUAGCAGCUUAUCAUUGUGCAAAAUUAUCCAAGUUUCGCGGCAUUUAAAUAUAUUUAUGUUCGUAUUCUCCUUUUAAAAAAUCAAUUACGAUUGCAAAGAGGCUUUAAUAUAUCGAGAUCUGUUGCAUUGUUCGAUUUGGAACAAGUGCUUUGGCCCUUGGGUAAAACGUGAUUAUUGUUUGAGGUCUUGAACUCGUGGAUUUGCUUUCCGUCCGGAAAAAAUGGCGGUGAAACCAGCCAGUUCUACCACUGUUGGAGCCUCUCCGCGUGGAGGCACUCGUCCCGCAGGUGGCAAAGCAGGAGCCGGAGAUGCAGGCAGAGCUAGGAAGACGGGCGGCUCCGGAACAGCUGGAACACGUACAACGCGAACUGCAAAUGCUGGUUCCAGUGGCAUGUGGCGAUUUUACUCUGAUGAUUCUCCCGGAGUGCGAGUUGGACCCGUUCCAGUCUUAGUCAUGAGCCUACUCUUCAUCGCAUCAGUUUUUGUUUUGCAUAUUUGGGGCAAAUAUUCCCGUGGAUGAAAGGUUUUCUGUUGUGCAGGUUUUAACAUUCGAUUUUGUACACUCGAGUUAACCUAUGCGUUUCAUGGUUUUAACAGCGGGUUUUAACUGAUUUGAAUGAUAUUUUAUUUGAGCUGAUCCAUAAUUAGUACCACCAUUUUGUGGUCUCUCAUGUUUUUCGGUGUUAUAGUUGUACAAUAAUAUAUGCGGACAAAA